CAAGAAGCCUUUCGCAACAGAUGCAUUAUUCCCCCAACUGGUCAUGUUGUUGUUGCGGUGAAAGGUCACGUAGUACGUCGCUUUCUGCUUCAAGCUCGUGAAACAAAUCUUCGAUGGCCUCACAUUAACAUUCACACCCUGGGGCUCGACUAUGCUCACGGAGUAACAAGAGACGGGAUCGCCCACGUUGGUGAGGGUUCGGGAGAAAUUCUUGGGCGAGUCGAGCAAAACCGAGAAUGUGGGGUAGUUCAGUUGCCCCUGAGGGAUUCUCAACGAGCAAUUGACCGGCUCCUGCGUGAUCAUCUUGACCUGGUCCUCUGUGUAUCCCAAGCCACACAAAAAAGGGACGUAUUCCUCAAUUUCAAUGUCGUAUACCAGACCGGGAUCCAUUGCUCUAUUCGGGUUGACGUGGCCGGCCCCCACAGCGUAGAUAUCGGCUGGAGUAAGUUUCUCGUCGAGAAUCGGUAUGUCGUGCGCAUUGACGAGGUCUGCGGUGGUCAUGAUAGCAGAUUUCACGGCUGCUGCCGACCAUUUGGGGUGUGCGCUCUUGAUCAGAGCUGCAACCCCACUAAGGAGCUUGCCUGCUGGGCCCCCUGGAUGAGAAAUAAGAGACGGUGGGAGAAAUUAGGUCACCAAGCUCCGUACCCUCGAACGAGAUUGUUGCCAUUGGGGAGGACACUUUAUGUAGGCCUUGAUUUCAAGGCCCGCCCUAAAGGAUACCGUCGUGGAUGGGAAGUUGAUGAGAUAAGAAUUGUGGCUAAACCCGGCAGUUUCGUCAUUGGCCAGUAUCAUGGCGGCACCACCAGCAUCCUUAACUUCCUUGGCUUGAUCCUUCGGGCUGAUACGAGCGGCCAUAAGUUUUCAGAAGAGAAGUUUCUGGGCUGCAACACAGACUCCCCAUCGAAUGCCAAUCCAUUUCCCAGCUUUGCCGUGGCCCGAAUUCUUCGGUCAAUGGUGCUUAGCCCGACGGUGAGAAGCCAGGGUGCGUCGUUGAUCACUGUCGAGGCGGAAGGACCGUCGUUCCCCCCCGCCACGCUUACGAGGAUUCCCUUCUUGGCCGCUGCAAAACCGCCUAUCGCUAUAACAUUUUCG
Messenger RNA from Striga asiatica, 1092 nucleotides. NCBI's taxonomy places the organism in Eukaryota, Viridiplantae, Streptophyta, Magnoliopsida, Lamiales, Orobanchaceae. The record is from the annotation of a GenBank genome assembly.